AUGUCAAGUAACCCUGGAUCAAUAUACCUGGACAACCUUGGUGACCUCCAUGGUCUUGCCAUCCAGGCCCAAACUAGCCUAACGGACCCGACUCCGGCACAACCCCAUACACUACACAGAGGAGGGAUCAAACAAGCUGACACAAAAACAAUAUCGAGAAAUAUGAAAAGGCCGUACAUUCUUAAGGCGCGGUCACUCCCUCUGCUAUAA
Messenger RNA from Nezara viridula (southern green stink bug), 210 nucleotides. NCBI's taxonomy places the organism in Eukaryota, Metazoa, Arthropoda, Insecta, Hemiptera, Pentatomidae. The record is from the annotation of a GenBank genome assembly.